Messenger RNA from Sphenostylis stenocarpa, 972 nucleotides. Lineage: Eukaryota; Viridiplantae; Streptophyta; Magnoliopsida; Fabales; Fabaceae. The record is from the annotation of a GenBank genome assembly.
AUGCCAAGACAAAUGAGUUGCCAUGGGUUAGGAGCAAGGAUAUUUCGCCGCUUCUCUGUUAGUUACCGUACUGUGAUUGAAGGAUUCUCCAUGGAAACAGGCAUAGCAUGCUACACCCGCGGGCCUUUCUUGCCUACUGUUUCUUCCAAGCACUCCCCACCCUCCGUCUCUCCAUCUUUUGGCUUCAGGAAUCUGAAAUCAAGCUCUUUAUUUGGAGAAUCACUAAGGGUGGCAUCCAAAUCAACACUGAAGGUUUCCAGGACAAAGGAUACUUCACUCGUAACCAGAUGUGAAAUUGGUGACAGUCUGGAAGAAUUCCUCACAAAAGCAACACCAGAUAAGGGGCUUAUCAGGUUGUUGGUAUCCAUGGGAGAAGCAUUAAGAACAAUUUCCUUCAAAGUGAAGACGGCUUCUUGUGGUGGAACGCAGUGUGUUAAUUCUUUUGGGGACGAGCAGCUUGCAGUGGAUUUGCUGGCUAACCAGCUCCUUUUUGAGGCCUUAAAUUACUCCCAUUUCUGCAAGUAUGCUUCCUCUGAAGAAAAUCCCGAGCUCCAGGACAUGGGAGGUCCUGUUGAAGGUGGAUUUAGUGUUGCAUUUGAUCCCCUUGAUGGCUCCAGCAUUGUGGACACAAAUUUCACAGUCGGCACCAUUUUUGGUGUGUGGCCUGGAGAUAAGUUGACUGGGGUCACCGGAAGAGAUCAAGUUGCAGCAGCCAUGGGGGUUAUGGGUCCUAGAACCACAUAUGUGCUUGCUCUAAAAGACUUCCCUGGCACCCAUGAAUUUCUUCUGCUUGAUGAAGGAAAAUGGCAGCAUGUCAAAGAGACCACAGAAAUUGGUGAAGGAAAAUUGUUCUCCCCAGGAAAUUUGAGAGCCACAUCUGACAACCUCGAUUAUGCCAAGUUGAUCGACUACUACGUCAGCGAAAAGUAUACAUUGAGAUACACCGGAGGAAUGGUUCCGGAUGUCAACCAG